Fusarium oxysporum Fo47 is the source of this 2709-nucleotide messenger RNA. RefSeq names its product C2H2-type zinc finger protein. The record is from RefSeq and is a predicted model, not a curated record. Lineage: Eukaryota; Fungi; Ascomycota; Sordariomycetes; Hypocreales; Nectriaceae. Bases 1 to 2709 code for a protein of 902 amino acids. The transcript is spliced from 8 exons.
AUGAACCGGCUUUAUGAAUUGGCUGACGAAUUCAGGAGAUCCCUGAAAGCCCACCAUGAAGAAGAAUUCGAAAAUACGACUAUUGGAGAUAUGCGAAAGGAGAUACAUGAUAUUCAAUUGUUGCGAGACAAAACCAACAACAUGAUGGAUAUGAAUCGACUGCGGAUGUUUCUUGGCGGUAUGGAAGAACUCGAGAAAGUCCUCUUGCGCCUUGAGUUUCCUGGCACGACAGGUGUAAUGUCAAUCGUUUGGGGCUCCGUGAGGUUCUUACUCAGGGUAAUCAUUGGCCUCUGGUUCAUGCACGGGACUCAGCUAAAGGCUUACAGACGAUUCCAUUCCAUAGCAUAUAGGCUUUUCUCACUUACAACGAAGCGUUCACACGCUAAGUUUAUCAAAGAACACAGUCCUUCUACACAAGACUAUGAUGCCCUUCAUGCGGCCUUCCAGCAGUACUCAUAUAACCUCAAAUCAGACUGGAAGAACUUUGAGGCCGAGGAAAAGGCUCGGAGGCUUGGAAGAAAGUACGAAGUGUUUGAAUGGAUCACUUCUUCUCCGAAGAUGCCAAGGUUACAAGAUAAGUUCCGUGAUAUGGUGAUCUGUCCUAAGAGCGGUCGUUGGCUUUUCCGAAACUACAGCGAUAUUUCGGAGUGGAUGGGCGAGGAAGACCCUCCUCACUCAGCCAUAUGGUUGCACGGGAACGUCGGAUAUGGCAAAACGGUGCUUUCAUCACUAAUUGUCGAUGAACUGAAGUCUUCCAAACUCCAGAAUACGUUGCCCUCAUUUCCAGAAGGCAGUAAGACAUGUUACUUUUACUGCCAGGAAGACGAUAUCGAACUCAGAAAUCAUCUUGAUAUUCUCAAAGGUAUACUCCUGCAGAUGGUAGAGGCCGAGGAUUAUAUGAUCCCACUUUGCUACCAGGAAAAGGUCACAAGUGGAGGCUCCAACCUCAUAGAUGUGAAGCUGGCUCAGAAGCUCAUCAAGGCUUUUAUCGAGUUCUCUGUAAGACAAUACAUCGUGAUAGACGGGGUGGACGAAUGCGACGGGGCUGAAAUCCAACAAACUGCCGAGUUCUUCAAGGACCUAGUGUCGACAUAUGAUACGCAAAUCAGAUUGGGGCACUUGAGAGUCCUUUUCAUCGGCCGAGAAACGUCUGAUACCAAGAAGCAUAUACCUGGAGACGAUUGCAUCAGCAUAGCACUUAGGCCCGAGGACAACCAUGACGACAUCAGAGUUUUUGUGCAGAAGAAACUUCCAGAAUUCUCGAAGUCAAGUCACGGUAUUGGUUUCAGUCUUUCUGAAGCUGAUAAGUUGGAUGUUGAGCGGAUAAUUUGCCAUCAAAGUCAAGACUCAUUUCUUUACGCAUAUCUAGCCGUUGAGUUCCUUUUACAGCAAGAUACCAAAGGUGGCUUGCUAACCUUGCUUAGACAAGGGAUACUACCAACCAAGCUUGGAAACAUGUACGAAAGACUGCUCGACUCGGUCAAGAAUAGUCUCAUGAUACUUCCAGGAGGUACUGAAAGAUGGGAGAGAUCAAAGCUACUUUUUGGCUGGCUCAUAUGUGCCAAGAGACCACUCAAAUGGCACGAGAUGCAAGCAAUAUUAUGCUUCGACCCAGAUAAACUCAGGAUUGACUUUGAAAAUGACAUGCUACGACAAGAUAUGGAGAGAUAUCUCGGCUCCAUCGUUCAUGUCCUUGACGGAGGUCAUAUCCGACUUAUUCAUUCAACUGCACGCAGAUAUAUCAUAGAAAGCAAGCAUAUCAGUGAGAAGCAGGUUCAGUGCCAGCUGGCUACUAUAUGCCUGAGAUACCUGACCCUCCCAUGCUUCACCGGGGGAUCCAACUACCUGGCUCGCCAAAGAAGCGUCGAUGCGAAACUAGGCUGGUUUUCUUUUCAAGAUUAUGCGUGCUCUCAGUGGCUUUACCAUGUCGAUACUUUGAUCAGGGAGUGCAGUGACGUCUUCACGACCGAGACUUUUCCAGACGUUGCAUCGGACUUCGCUUCUGCUUUGAAGCAUUUCGUCAAUACUCAUCGGGCGGGUCUAACUAGCCCCAGGCACGCUGAUUUGGUUGAAAGCCACAUGGUCACAUUCAUUGACUUGGAACUCUAUCAAGACCUUCAUUUGCUGUGGAAUCAUAUAUACACUCACCAGCGCGGUGAUUACGCAACACGAAACACUGUUGCCCUUAGGCAAAUCGAGAACGGACUAAAGGAUAAUAGAACGGAAUUGGAAAGGUUCGUUCCGAGCCUUAGAUCCGGUGACGAGGAUACCGUCGGGGAUUAUUAUGGCUCGAAACUCUUCAAGUGCAACCGUACACUCUGUCGUUUCUUCUACGUCGGCUAUGUCAACAAGAGCGACCGAGAUGAUCAUGGAAGACGACAUGAGAGACCUUUCCAAUGCCCUGUGUCUUGCAACGCUGCUCCUCUUGGUUUCGUGAGCAACAAAGAUAGGGACCGACAUAUCAACAUCUACCAUCCGGAACUCAGCGAAGGACCACCCAUAUUUGAGACUUUAAGCCGCCGCCAGGUCUCUGGAGGGUUCGUUUGCCAGAUCUGUAAAAAGACUUUCACUAGAAACAUCAAUCUCAAAAGCCAUGAACGGAGUCACUUUGGGGACAGGCCUUUUGCUUGCACGACUUGUGGAAAGGCUUUUGCUAGGGUGAAUGACUGCCGAAGGCAUGAAAAGAUACACGCAAGGAGAGGAUAUUGA